GAUGGCACCUGAGGUCAUGGAGCAGUUGCAUGGAUAUGACUUCAAGGCCGAUAUUUGGUCAUUUGGAAUAACUGCUUUAGAGCUUGCUCAUGGGCAUGCUCCAUUCUCAAAAUAUCCCCCAAUGAAGGUAUUGCUUAUGACUUUGCAAAAUGCACCACCUGGCCUAGAUUACGAAAGAGACAAGAAAUUCUCUAAGUCUUUUAAGGAGAUGAUAGCUAGUUGCUUGGUAAAAGAUCCUUCAAAAAGGCCAUCUGCAAAGAAGUUGUUAAAGCAUUCCUUUUUUAAGCAAGCAAGGUCAAAUGACUACAUAUCAAGGAGACUUUUGGAGGGAUUGCCUGCUCUUGGUGAUCGUAUUGAGGCAUUGAAGAGAAAAGAAGAGGAUAUGCUUGCACAAAAGAAGAUGCCUGAUGGACAAAAGGAGGAAAUAUCGCAGAAUGAAUAUAAACGAGGAAUUAGUGGUUGGAACUUCAAUCUUGAUGAUAUGAAGGCUCAAGCUUCCCUGAUACAAGAUGUUGAGGACCCUACAGCUGAUAAUAAUAUGAGAGGAAGUUCAAGUUCAUUGGCUACACUCGAUGCAUUUGAAAAGCAAUUACAGUUUCAGCACUCCUUGGAACAAAUUCCAGAAAUGGAUGAUAAUGAUCUGAUACAAAAUCAACCCACUUCUGUUCCAUUAUUCAACUCAUCUGUAAAUAUUUCAAAAGUUAGAAGUGAAAAAUCUGAUGAUGACUUCAGUAUUGCAAGUCCACGCUAUGAACAACUUGUUUCACAUAUUCCUUCACCACCUGAUGAUAGUGUGGAAGACAACAUGUCUGAAAAAUCUGUUUUUGAGAUCAGUGGAAAAUCAAUGGAGGGCAUAGCUUCUCAACAGAAAACAGGAGGUUUAUCAGGUGGCUCUAAUUCACCAGAAAACGUAGUUCCUCCUAAUAAAGGAGAAAGUGAUGAGUUGCAAAAUCAACCACAAAAUAAUCCAAGUCCAGAAGGUGAGGAUGUACUUUCCGAAAUUCCUCCUAAAGCAUCUAAAUUAUCAGCAGCACCUAACAGUGAUGAACUUGAUGAGAAAGCAAAACCACCAGUUGUUCAGCAAAGGGGACGUUUCAAGGUGACUUCAGAGAACGUUGGUAUAGAAAAGGUGGUUCCACUUCCUAUAUUGCACAAGAGUCAUAGUAUGCAGGUGCUUCACCAACAUCCUGUAAUGUCUAUACCGUCACCAUCUGAUGCCACAUCAUCAACUCUUUCUGGUCAUUCUUUGUUUCCAAUGUUGAAUUCCGUUUUGCAGACAAACAUUCUUCAGAGGGAUACCAUUCUCAAUCUAAUGAAGCAAGUUUGUGACACUUCAGCCAACCGUGCCAUUGAUGGAGGAUCCAUGCUGACACAAUUAGGUUCCACAGAGAGAGUAUUGCUAGAAGCAGCACAUGACAGGGAGAAAGAGUUGCUUCAUGAAAUAACCGAGUUGCAGUGGAGGCUUAUACGUGUUCAAGACGAACUCCAAAAAUAUAGAACAGAAAAUGCACAGAUAUGAUUUCAGUAUUGAACUUGCAGCCUGAUGAACGUAGAACAAAUUUUACACAAAUGAAGUUAAAAGAGAGGAAGGAAAGUGCAUAAUGAUCAAGAUACAAACACAUGAUUAAAAAUAUUGGUAGCUCAUGAUUAUUUGUAGCAUAGAUUUGUUUUGUUUUGCUUUAGGCAGAAGAAAGAAACAGUUCAUAGUUAUUACCCAACUUGUGCAGAUUCAUCAAAUUAUAAGUUGUAAAUUUCUGAUAUUAUCUUUUCCAAGCCAACUUGGUUGUUGUAAAUAUACCUUGAUCUUAAUAGUGGUAUGCAUAUUCCAUAUUGACCUACA
This is a messenger RNA of Hevea brasiliensis (rubber tree), 1840 nucleotides long. RefSeq lists its product as uncharacterized. The transcript is spliced from 18 exons. The record is from RefSeq and is a predicted model, not a curated record. Gene Ontology annotation, molecular function: protein kinase activity; ATP binding; protein serine/threonine kinase activator activity. NCBI's taxonomy places the organism in Eukaryota, Viridiplantae, Streptophyta, Magnoliopsida, Malpighiales, Euphorbiaceae. Bases 2 to 1519 code for a protein of 505 amino acids. Gene Ontology annotation, biological process: protein phosphorylation.